CAGUGGCGCCUAGUUUUGACGUCUGAUUUUCCCCGCCUCACGAAAUUCCGUCAGUUUUCUCCAAUCCUGAGGGAAAAUGCCUGAGAAUGGCGACCAGAUGGACGUGAAACAGCUUCUAGCACACAGCGGAGACGCUUCCAGUCUUUCUGAGGCGGAACUGGGACGGUUGAAGAAGCAGUAUGAGAAACUGCGGCGGGAGUGGGCCAGGAAACGCAGAAAAUUGGAGAAGCUGGAUCGAGCUGCUCAAGCCAAACAGCAUGUCAGGCAAAGACUGCAGGAACAGUCCUCAGAGACAGGGGGCGCUUCUCACACAGCAUCUCCCUUACAACAACGGGACUGUGACAGAGAUGGGGACCAUAAGAAGGUGUCUGUUUGCGAAAGUAGAGGUGAUCCACCAUCCAGACAUGACCACUCUGUUGUGGAUUUCCAGAGUAGGAAGACUGUUUCCUUUUCCUUGGAUGUUGUUUCUACAGGUCAAAGCCUUCAGCAAGAAAGUUGCACUGUCCUUGCAACUGAGGAUGGUGCAGUGGAAAAUACUCUACCAGCACCCCCUAAAACAGGUAGUCUUUGUUCUGAAGAAAAUAACAAACAAAGCUCAAACCUCACCAAUGACAAGGGUGGUUGUGAUGACUACGAUAAGCACAAGCAAAAUGUCACAAAUCUUGAAGAAAGUUCUGAAUGUGAGACUCUUGGCUUGGGGAAGACUUUGUCAUGCCCAAAAGAAGCCCCUUGUGAACAAGAUCUUGAUGAGCAAAGACAGAAAGAGCUAAACAUACUGCAUUUAGGCAACACUGAGCAGAGUAAUUCACCAGACAGCAGGAACAAGAAGCCAUUGUUUAAAGGCUCAUCAAAACAAGUGAUACAGGGUGAGAACUUAGAGCAAGUUUCAGGGAUUUGUGCAUCAAGGAGGGACAUUUCAGAUCAGAUUCCAGGGCCACAACCUGGGCUCAACAAUGACGUUUCAGAUGUCUCUGCAGAGUUAUGUUCAGGCCAGGAAAAGCUCCAUACAGAAGAGAACAGUCAGGUUGUGGCUCCGAGCCAGGAAAGUUUGGAUGACAACAUGUGGGUGGACGGCCUGAUGUUUCCUGCAGAGUAUUACGUCCGUACCACCAGGGGGAUGCAGCGCCAGGGCAGGACACCAGAGGGUGUCGCUAGACAGGUGAGGGCUAGGAGACAGAGGAAGCAGAAAAGGAAGUUGGGUACCAACAGUCAAGACACUUCAGAAGGUUCAUGUGGAAGUAAACAGGCUAGGCUCAAUGAGAUGAGAAAUGAUGACACAACGUCUUUAGGUGAGGAGUUGUCUCGUUAUGGAGAUAAGGUAGCAAAGGACAAUGAUGUAUCCUUAAGGGUGGUUGAGGAUCUCAAGACUUUGUCAAAGGCAGACGAGAAGAUGCAAAAGUCGUCACCUGGGUUGUCUAAUGCUUCCUUAUCUAAAAACAUCUCAAGAAGAGACAGAGAAACUUUGCAGUCUUCAGGUGAACAGGUAUACAUAACUUCAGGUGAGAAUCACCUGUCUACAGGUGAACAGGUGCAUGCAACUCCAGGUGAGAAGCACCUGUCUACAGGUAAACAGGUGCUUUCAAUUCCAGGUGAGGGUCAGGUGUCUGCAGAUGCUGAUUCUCAAGACAGUGUCAUUCCAGACACUCAGUACAGCCCACUUGUACAUGCCCAGAAAUGUCUAACUAUUCCCAAAGACUUGCUCAGUGAAGAUGCAGUCCAAGACAAGCUGCAUGUCUUGAGGAAAGGCAGGAAGGCGUUGUCCUCCCAUAACACACCUGUGCAAGGUUCAGGGUUAAGGAGACUGGUGAGGAGGAAGGCGACAAGAUCCUGUCAGAACUCACCUGUGCAGUCUGAUGGAUCCCCAGGUGUUCUAGGAGAAGGAAAUGUGAGCCCACAAGACUGGCCCCAAGGUGUCUUGAGCCAAGGAAGUUUGGAGAAGCAGGUGUUUUUCAGGAGAUCUCAAAGAUUAGCUGACAGAUGCAGCCAAGAAACACAAACCAACGCCUCUCUAAGUACCCCAAAACAAAACCACAAGGUUCUGAAAGAAGCUCAAGUUGUGAAAGUACCAGAAGAAAGUGAGAAGUCUCUUAGUAAAAUUCAAGACAGCAAUUGCAAGACAGAUGCUGAAGUUGACAAAAAGAGACAGAUUUUCCCUGUACUUACUGAUCAGCUGGUUGAAAAACUGAAGAACUCCGAAGUGAUGAGUGAGUUUCAUCUGCCUUACUCUGAUUAUGGGACACUAAAGGUGGCAAAAGCCAGGGAAGCUCCAUCUAAUGAUUUGGGCAGAAACUGCAGGAGUAGGCACUCCAAUGAAACUGAUCCCAAAGAUGUACAAUGUGUGUCCUCAGACAAAGAGGUUCAAGAAAUUGCUCCCUCUAUUCCAAGACUCUCAGAAGCAUUGUCAAGAAGCAACCAGAGUUUCAAUGUAAAACCUAGCCUUUCUCCUGACAUAAGGAAUACUCCCAAGGACAUUUCUAAGACAGAACUUGGUCAAGAAAAGAAGCAAAGUGUGUUCCCCUACCUCUCACCUAUGUUGCACAAGAAGUGCACAAAGGAAGUGUUAGACUUCUCACUUGUUGGUUCUGAGUAUGUAAAACUGAAACUGAACAAAGUUAAGUCCAGUCCACGACCUGCAGCAGCAACAAGCAGCUGUCGUAGUACCUCAGGACAUGGGAGAUACAAUGAGCAAAGCUGCAAAGCAAAGACUAAUCUGCCACCCAGCAGUACUAGGUCUGAACAUUCCUCCAAAGAUAAGGACACGUCAGUCAAGAAAGAUUCUGACCUUGAAGAUGUAGAAAAUAAACAGCAACAGAAAACAUACGAGUUGGCACAGGAAAAUACUUCUACCCGGCUUAGUUUAUUGAGGAACAACAAGAAUGAGGGUACAGACUCUGAAACUCAGGAACCUGAAGAAUCACUUGGCGGGGUGACUGACAAGAGUGGAGAAGAAAGUACAAACACAGCACUAGUUCCUUCUGCUGACCACAAGCAGCCUGUGUCUUCCUUGGAAACUCUGAACGUCAUAGGCUCUGGUGUGGACAUCACAGGUGUAGGAGACAGUGAAAGAAACAUAGUAGAGACAGAACCUGUUAGCAUAAGUGUCACACCUGUACAAGGUCAUAGUGAGGACUCACAAGGGACAGGUGUAGAAGAAACACCUGUACUGAGUGGACACGAGGAGGUCCUAAUGAGGACAGGUGUGGAAGGAACAGGAGAAGAUGUGACCACAACCCUGCCGGAGUUCUCAGCAUGUCUUCAGCUGACAGAUGAAGCAGUUGUUUCCAUGGUGCUGGGUGAAGCCACCCUCCAGGAUGAGACAAUUCCAGUGUUGGCUGUGUGUCAGAAAACACAGCUCACACUUUGGGUACAGCAGGAACAGGACUGGACCCCUGGAGCAUGUUGGGACAUAGACAAGGAGGAGGAGGUCUGUGAUGUUUGCCUGCUGUCAUGUGAGGUCGGAGUUCAGGUCCUGGUUGGAGGAAACUUCCCAUCAGGCCAUCUCAAACUAUUCUACACAGAUGGAGCCUCUUCUUCCUCCAGCCUGGACCACAAUUGGUCAGGAUACCAGGCCCAGGACAGAGACGGUUGCCAUGGAGACAGGAACACAGACUACCAUGCCAUGGCAAAAGUUCUACCAGGGGGUGUUGCCAUAGCAACAGGGAUGUGCCAGGGAGGAUCCAGUGUGUGCAAACUUAGCUUCAGCGGCAGAGAUGGACAUAUGGACGAGCAGACCAGACUAGCGAUGCCAGCUGUCUUGUGGAUCAGCUCACUAUGUCAGGUGGAGGGGUGUGAGGGCUGUCUGCUAGGAACCAGCAAAAACCAAGUCCUUCUAUGGAACCAUACCUCAGGUGUGCUGCUCAGGUGUGUAGAUCUGCCAGGUGUACAGCCCACCUGCCUGUAUGCUGCAGCAGACCAGGGCCUUCUCUUCACACUGCUGAGUAGUACUGCAGAACAGCAGCUCCAGACAGCCUGCUCUCUUGUCUCCAUCAACCCUGGAACUGGCUACAGUCUGUCCCUCCAGAAGUACAGUCUGCCACAGGGGAGCAGUCUGGAGAGGUACGUGUUAGCUGGGAGCCACAGGGAAGCUUAG
Molecule: messenger RNA, 4090 nt
Organism: Branchiostoma belcheri (Belcher's lancelet)
Lineage: Eukaryota; Metazoa; Chordata; Leptocardii; Amphioxiformes; Branchiostomatidae
Exons: 9
Coding region: 77-4090 (1337 amino acids)
Biological process (GO): double-strand break repair via homologous recombination
Cellular component (GO): nucleoplasm
Molecular function (GO): protein binding; DNA binding
Source: RefSeq, a predicted model, not a curated record